GACAUGACCGGAAUAAGCGUCUCUGACGGCGAAAUCCUUGGGGGACCGACCAGUUCCGUCAGCCUCUCUUUGGAAGCCGGGGAAGUGGCAAAGCCCGACUGCAUGUGCCUCUUGACCGCUGCCAAGAGCGGCACAUUGCAGAAAGGAGCCAUAAAGAUGCAAAAAAGUGGCCUGUGCCGCUACCACGAGAGCCUGAUGCAACGAUCUGAAGGAGAAGUGGAGUGCAGCGAGACUAGCGAAGGCCUCCUGCUGCUGGAGGGCCACAGCGUCGGGGAAGACAAGACCAUCCAGGAUUCCCCAGAGCAGAGCCUUAUGGACGACGAGGCUGCGAGUGAAGCUGCAGGGAGCGUGCAGGUGUCGGUCGUGCGCGACGAGAGCUAUUCGAGCGGCGACGCCCAAGGCCUCCCAAGACAGCAUCUGGAAGUUCUUCAGAGGGAGAACGCACAACUUCUCAAUCGCCUGAGAAACCUCGGGUCCAUGAACUUCCUUAGGAGAAGUUUCCAGUCGUCGUCCUCGUCAUCUUCUAAAUGAUUUUUUUCAAGAUUAGGACAAAAAUUGUAUUUUAGAAUAUAUAUUAUAUUUAGCAUGUAAGUUUUAUCAGGCUCAGGUGACUUCCGAAAUUUGGUGUUUAGUGCUAAAGACUUUAAGAAAGUAAUAACUACGUUUUUUAUGGGCUUUUCCUUUACACACCAGGUUUUUGUGUUGUAUUUCCUCAUAUUUAAGCAAAUUCACAGUAAUAUAUAUAUCUUUUACCAAUUUUAACGUUUUAAAAGAUUAUUGCAUACAAACUUUUAGACAAUUUUAAAACAAAAUUAUUAUGAUGCAUUGGAUGUGUUGGUAGAAUGUAUAUAUCUAAUGUGACUGAUGAUAAUAGUGAAUUUAUAACUGUUUCCAAGACCCGUGAUCGAGCUUAGUAUAGUGAAUUCAUAUAUAAGUACGAAACAAUGACAAAUUAGUAUUAAGAAACUAUUAGCUGUAGCAUAUUUUAUAUCUUGGUUAGUUUUACGGUAAACAGUAUUUUGAUAGUGUUUUUAAUUUUUACUGUAUAUUUUAAGUAAACCUGUUUUAAUUUUUGUAAUAUUUGU
Molecule: messenger RNA, 1085 nt
Organism: Penaeus vannamei (Pacific white shrimp)
Lineage: Eukaryota; Metazoa; Arthropoda; Malacostraca; Decapoda; Penaeidae
Source: RefSeq, a predicted model, not a curated record